This is a messenger RNA of Haplochromis burtoni (Burton's mouthbrooder), 4580 nucleotides long. RefSeq names its product RAB4B, member RAS oncogene family (gene rab4b). The transcript has 8 exons. Lineage: Eukaryota; Metazoa; Chordata; Actinopteri; Cichliformes; Cichlidae. The record is from RefSeq and is a predicted model, not a curated record. Gene Ontology annotation, biological process: Rab protein signal transduction; regulation of endocytosis. Bases 177 to 818 code for a protein of 213 amino acids. Gene Ontology annotation, cellular component: endosome. Gene Ontology annotation, molecular function: GTP binding; GTPase activity.
CGCGUAGCUGUACUGGUUGUGGUCGGAGCAGAGGAAGCUGGGAAAGGAUCAAGGAAACCUCUAGCAUCGUAGAUAAACACCGUAAAGAGGUGUGAAGCCAGCGGGCACACGGCUGUCACAGUACUAAAAGAACAGUAAAAGAGUCCGACUGAGUUCUCCAUACAGCGAGGGUCAACAUGUCUGAGACAUACGACUUCCUGUUUAAGUUCCUGGUGAUUGGCAGUGCUGGGACGGGGAAAUCCUGUCUCCUCCACCAGUUCAUUGAGAACAAGUUUAAACAGGACUCCAACCACACCAUCGGUGUGGAGUUUGGGUCUAGAGUGGUCAACGUUGGAGGAAAGACAGUCAAACUGCAGAUCUGGGAUACUGCUGGCCAGGAGCGAUUUCGAUCUGUUACACGCAGCUACUACAGAGGAGCAGCUGGAGCACUUCUUGUCUACGAUAUUACCAGUCGAGAGACAUACAAUGCCCUGACUAACUGGCUGACAGAUGCACGGACACUGGCGAGUCCCAACAUUGUUAUUAUCCUGUGUGGCAACAAGAAAGACUUGGAUGCAGACAGAGAGGUGACCUUCCUUGAAGCUUCACGCUUCGCUCAGGAGAAUGAGCUGAUGUUUCUAGAGACUAGCGCGCUAACAGGUGAAAAUGUCGAGGAGGGUUUCUUGAAGUGUGCUCGCACCAUUCUCAACAAGAUAGAUUCAGGCGAGUUGGACCCAGAGAGGAUGGGUUCAGGUAUUCAGUAUGGAGAUGCUUCGUUGAGGCAGCUGCGACAGCCCAGAGGCACCACAACACAGAAUAAGCAGCAGUGUAAUUGCUAGGGGUCGGGACCCACCCUCACCCCAGCCCACAGGUCCACACAGACAGAACUCCCCCUACAGGUUUUUUUUGGUGUGUGAUCGUCCUUCCCCCUCUCCUUCAGUUCCACACACCUUGGAUCACCUUGGAUCGUGGAGAUCACCGCAACCUAUGACCCUUGACCUCUGGUAAGAGUCUACGGCUUACCAAAGGGGGUCGGUUUGCUCUUGCGUUUGGACAGCAUAACCCCUUGGUGUGAGCAAAGUGGAAAUGUAAAGAGACAUCCUCCACCAUGGUCUCUGUUACUUAUCAGACAAGGACAAAGUCAAGGGUUGUGUGUUUGGGCUGACCUACUGUUGUGUGUUAUUCUUUUUUUCUCUCUUGCUCUCUGCUUUUUCAUUCUGGUUUUAGCAAUCCCCAAAAUACUUUGAGCAUUUACAUAUCAUUGCUUGUAAAUUAUUAUUGUUAAACUCUUUUGUGCAUUCAACCUGUCCUAGUGUGGGUCAUUGGGUUUUUUUUUUUUCUUCCUAGUUUUAGCAUUCAUAAAGACAUCCCUUACUAUUUUUUUUUUUUUUUUUUUUUUUUUUAAAUCAUGCAUCAUUAACUAUAUUUCUCAUAAAUGAUGGAAAAUAUUAUUUUCCAUCAUUUAUGAGAAUUUUUUUUAAUGGAAAAUAAAUGAUAAACAUCACACAUUUUUUGGGUACGAUUUACACCAGGUGUGAUGCAAAUCCUUUCUACUUUGUCCUGUCAUUUUAAUUUUUUCGUAGUAGACCAGAUGGAUUCAUAGCAUAUAAAUCCCAACACUGAUAUGUAUAAACUCUCAUGGGGGGAUGAUCCCAUCACUCCAUUCUACACCCAAACAGGCCAGGCUGUGGGUCAGGUUGAAAGCACAAAAAAAGAGAACUUUUGCUCUUUAUUUAAACCAAAAGUCCACAAGUCUGUAAAUUGAGCUUUAUCAGAGUCACACCAUGUUUAAAUUCACAUGUCCAGUUAUAGUGAUAAAUUGGCAUUAUAAUGUUUUUGACUCCUGCUGGGCUUUUCUCCAUGACAUCUCGUAGAUUCAUACAUGCACGUACUGUAUAAGACGUCACAGGAAACCACAGUUGGCUUUUGUUUGGUUUGUUUGGGAAACUUUUGUGCCGCCCAACCAGCCAAAGGUUUGACCUUUUUGUUUUUUGUUUUUUUGUUUUUUAAAUUCAUGCCACAUUGUACGUUCAAUUUGACAGGAUUCUGUUUUUAAACUUCCAAGUAAUCACUUCUCUUUAAGCUCUGGAUAUCAGAGGGGGGGAUAAAAGACAACACAAAAUUAUUAUUAGACAAUGUACUCUCAAAUCAUCUUCAUUGUUCAUUGACAUUGAUUGUACAAGUGGAGCUAUACUGGAGGGAUAAAUAUUUCCUCAUUUGACAUCUUAAAAUGCUAAUCAAGAUCCUCCAUAUGUGCUCGUUUGAGCUGUAGUAUAUGAUUUGUAAUAUUUUAUUUUUUAUAGUCUGAACAAUAAUCCCUCAUGCUCUAUUGAUAGGGCCAUUCUCACCCUAGAAGACACCACCUCCAUCAGAUGAAGUUGGGUUUUGUUUUUUUGUUUGUUUGUUUUUGUGACUAUCGGUGACCCUGACCCUCUAAACGGGAAAAGUAGAACCGAUCCAUGCCAGCAAAGUGGCCCAAAGUGGCCCUCUCAGUAUAACUGAGACACCACAUCUCCUCAGUGUAUGGGUCAAAUUCCAAGUUUUUCCCUUUAAUAUCUCCCUCUGCAGCUCUGCUGCAAAAUGUCAGUUUUGUUGCACCACUGAACUGACCCAGAUGUUUUCUCUUGAGAACAGACCUUGUAUUACUCUAGAGAGAAACAGGGGAAUUUCCACAGAAACACAGUUUCCUCUCUGCUUGUAACACUGACAACAUGGUUUGUGGUGCUGCUGGAGGAAAAUGAGGUUGCAAGUUAAUGGCUUAGAAAAUCCAAAGCCCCUGCUCUGCUGUUUAAUCAAAGGCACCGCUUCUGUCUGAAUCACUGUCUGAGAGCAGGUCAUACAAACCAAGCCAAGAGGAGCUCAAAAACAAAGUGUGCGCAAACGUAUUUCUCAAGCCUCUGUGUUGGCAUACGUUCUCCCAGACAAACCAUAUGUGUUUAAGCUCAACUGGGCCAGCACACUGAAAGGGCAAACAUGAGAUCAUAUAAGACAUCAAGAGACAGAUGGUCAAAACACAUUGCUUUCAUAAAAUAUUUGCAUAGCAUGAUAGUUUGUCUCCUUCUGCAAGUGCACUUUUACUUUUGAAUCUGUGUUUGUUUUGUUUAUAUGCUGUAACUAUAGAAUUGUACAUUUUAUUUUACUUGAACUGUAUAAUGUAAUAAAUAUAUUAAUUUUAGAUGUUAUCUUUUUACUAAAUGACAACUGAGAUUCUUCAUAUGGUUUCAUUUUUUCUGAUGCUGUCAGGCAGCAACAAAAAAUGGUGUAAUAGUGUGAUCUCAUGCUGUGUGAGAUUUGAUUGGUUUAUUGCUCCCUGCUGACGUGGAGGUAAUGAUGGAAGGGUGUUGACUUUGUGAGCUGUAGGUGGCCAUCAGCAGCAAUUCUGAUCACUCGUUCACAGGCUGUCAUCUAUGCGCAGUUAUUGAGUCAACUGUUGAAUUGUUAGCCUGCAUUCAUCUGUAUUCGCUGUACAGUUCAUAAAGAUAAUCAGAGUAGCUAUAUGAACAUUUUCUCAUUUGUUCCAGUAUAGACUCAAUAAUGUGAUGAACGCAAUCCAACUCAGUUGUUGCUUAGAUUAUAAAACAUUACUAACCUAAAUACUACUGUACAUCUCAAGUAACCUAUCCUGUAAAUAAGAUUUGUCUAUUAAGGGUGAGUGUUGCUCAUUGAUUGUAAUGAUUAUGCAAUUCCCAGUAAACUGCUUGUUUUUCAUUUAACUCUUUUCACUGGUUUCCUGAAUGUUAAUGCUAUCAGGGAUUUUUUUUUAUUUUAUUUUUUAUAUUUUUACUUUGGCAUUAAGCCACUGCAUUCACUUGGUUAUUGCUCAAGGGCGUUGAAGUGCAUCGGAUCCUGAAUGUUGGUGACCCCCAGCCCUCGUGCACAGCAAUGCAAGCAGCAUUUACAAAUCAGAUUUAUAGCCAGCUGACUUAACAGACCUUGAAAUUUAACAAUGGGUCCUACUAGGUACAUGAUUCAUUUACCUCUGCCUGCCUUUCUUCUGUCAAGUCAUUUCUCUCAAAGGCAGUCAGGCUGAGGUUAGGAUAUCAGAGGACUCAUAUGAUGAAGAGUAAAUGCCCUCUGUCACAAUUGUCUGGAUUUAUGCUCUUGGGUCGAUGGAGUAAUGGCCAGAGCGGUUUAAUGUAGCUCAAGUGGAUAUAUUGAAUGAUUUAUUGAUUUUUAGACAGGCUAUCAAGAUGACUUCAUAACCACAUUGCAAAUUCACCGAGGGAAAGGAUUGACUUACCGCUAGAUGGCGGUGAUGCACUAGACAGGUUUAAAUCUGAAUUUUAAAGACUUGUAUUUACAUGUUUCGUCAGUAGCUUUGAGUGUUGUUUUAUACGAAAUCAGCCCAACAGUUUUAGCAGUGUAGCAUGACUACAUGUUUUAAGACAUCAGAAAAAAGUCAAGAUCUACACCUAAUAAAAUCCCCUCUUCCCAGAAUAUUAGGUCAGAUACUGAAACCUUUGCAUUACUUCAUCUGUUUAUUAUUUACACAAAGAGGGAGAUACUGGCAUAAGUGAACAGGAGACAGUACUACACGCAUCACUUUCAUCAACAAACUCACAGGUGGACAAGAAGGGAAGCAGUACAUAUUUCACUAAUUU